GGAAACUUCAUAGUUAAUAGAACUAUACUACUAUUCUUCCUUCUCCUCAUAAAUUUUCCACGCUCGUUUUUCACUGUUAACAACACCACCGUACCCAAAAUCUCAACCUUGUUCAGAUCUCUCACACCCUUCCACUCAAACUAAGGGUGUGACAAGAUGAGUGAGGUCUUCGAAGGGUACGAGCGCCAGUACUGUGAGCUCUCUGCUAAUCUCUCCCGCAAAUGCAGUUCCACGUCUCUUGUUUCCGACCAAGAACAGAAGCAGCAGAAGCUUUCUGAGAUCAAAACCGGACUUGAUGACGCUGAUGUUCUGAUUCGGAAAAUGGACCUUGAGGCUAGAAGUUUGCAGCCAAGUGUAAAAGCAAUGCUUCUUGCAAAGUUAAGGGAAUACAAAUCCGAUCUAACCAAUUUGAAAAAGGAAUUUAAAAGGAUAACAUCACCUAGUGCUGAUGAGGCUGCCCGUGAAGAAUUGUUGGAGACUGGAAUGGCAGAUACACAUUUGGCAUCUGCUGAUCAGAGAGAAAGAUUAACUAUGUCAGUGGAGAGAACAAACCAGUCAAGUGAGAGAAUUAGGGAAAGCCAUAGAACCUUGCUCGAGACUGAAGAACUCGGUGUCUCCAUCCUCCAAGAUUUGCACAGUCAGAGAGAGACUCUACUGAACUCCCAUAAAAGGCUUCAUGGGAUUGAUGACGCCAUCGACAAGAGUAAGAAGGUUUUAACUACAAUGUCAAGGAGAAUAACUAGAAACAAAUGGAUUGUUGCAUCUGUGAUUGGAGGUCUUGUUUUUGCCAUAGUUGUUAUUCUUUUCUACAAGCUAUCUCAUUAACUAUUAUACGCAAGAUACAACAUUCAACAGGAUGGAAGCAACGUUUAAUGCUUUUUAUGUACUCGGUUGUAUAUAGGAAACAUAUGACAUGUGUGUUGGUAUCAUAACCCUGCAAUUAUUUCUCCAUUGUUACGUUUAUGAUUGGUAAUUUUCAAUGAUACCUUGCUGGCUCUUCCUUGUGUUUUUCUUUUGA
This is a messenger RNA of Cajanus cajan (pigeon pea), 1018 nucleotides long. RefSeq names its product Vesicle transport v-SNARE family protein (gene VTI1B). Lineage: Eukaryota; Viridiplantae; Streptophyta; Magnoliopsida; Fabales; Fabaceae. Gene Ontology annotation, cellular component: ER to Golgi transport vesicle membrane; late endosome membrane; SNARE complex. Gene Ontology annotation, molecular function: SNARE binding; SNAP receptor activity. The record is from RefSeq and is a predicted model, not a curated record. Gene Ontology annotation, biological process: vesicle fusion; intracellular protein transport; vesicle-mediated transport.